UACAGUGUACCGUUCCGAGACGGCGGCGACUCUGUCUGACUGCUUCUUCACGUCGUCUUUUCGUCGAUCGUCGAACAAUAUUCGCGGCAGCAGGCUUCCCAGUCAGUGCUUGGGUAGAGAAUAAUUUUGUGCAAAAAUAAUCGCGAAAUUCGUUUCAAAUUGCAUUGUUUUAGUGCCGAUUGAACGAAUUAUUCCCAAGUGCUAACAGUGAACGCGGAUUGUGGAAGUUUAUCGCGAAAUUCAUUCCACCUUGACAGCUUCUGUCCAUUGAAUUGGCGAAAGAAAGGAACUUCUUACAACAGACACCAACACAUAUACAAAACUGCUGGAACGAGAUUCCAUUCAUCAGCCUCCAAUACGAUCAGGAUAAAAGGACAAAUCUGAGUAGAAACUAACCAAUUCCAGGCCACUCCUGGCGUGAAGAAGCAAAAAGCCCUCGGUGGUAAACAGAAUGCCAGAUUACAGCGAUUUGGACCGCCAGAUAGAACAACUGAAGCGCUGCGAGAUCAUAAAGGAGAAUGAAGUGAAGGCCCUCUGUGCGAAGGCGCGGGAAAUUCUGGUCGAAGAGGGAAACGUCCAGCGGGUGGAUUCGCCGGUCACGGUUUGUGGUGACAUCCAUGGCCAGUUCUACGAUCUGAAGGAACUGUUCAAAGUGGGAGGCGAUGUUCCGGAGACAAACUACCUGUUCAUGGGAGAUUUCGUCGAUCGAGGAUACUACAGUGUGGAAACGUUUUUGCUCCUAUUGGCAUUGAAGGUACGCUAUCCGGACCGCAUUACGUUGAUUCGUGGCAACCAUGAGUCACGACAGAUCACACAAGUGUACGGUUUCUACGACGAAUGCCUGCGGAAGUACGGUUCGGUGACGGUGUGGCGUUACUGUACGGAGAUUUUCGAUUAUUUGUCCCUGUCGGCAAUCAUCGAUGGCAAGAUCUUCUGCGUGCACGGCGGUCUGUCGCCUUCAAUUCAGUAUUUAGACCAAAUUCGUUCGAUCGACCGAAAACAGGAGGUCCCGCACGACGGUCCCAUGUGCGAUCUGCUGUGGAGUGAUCCGGAGGAUACGCAUGGCUGGGGAGUUUCGCCCCGUGGAGCUGGAUAUCUCUUUGGAUCGGAUGUUGUCUCGCAGUUCAAUGCCGCGAACGAUAUCGACAUGAUCUGUCGAGCCCAUCAACUAGUAAUGGAAGGCUACAAGUGGCACUUCAAUGAAACCGUUCUCACUGUUUGGUCUGCCCCUAAUUACUGUUAUAGAUGCGGUAACGUUGCAGCAAUCUUGGAGCUAAACGAAAACCUGCAGCGUGACUUUACAAUCUUCGAAGCGGCCCCGCAGGAAAGUCGCGGAAUUCCAUCAAAGAAACCACAGGCUGACUAUUUCUUAUAAAAGCGGACAAAAGCCUGCCGAUGUACGAGAAGUCAGCACUCCAACGGUCGAUGAUGAUGUACUUUGGACUAAAGUUUACUGCUCGGCUGCUGCAUACUUAAUGAGACACGUAAACUUCCUAUAGCCCCGUCAUCCCUUCCACUGGGCACUCAACUAUCGCCUAACGAUCGUUCUUAUGUUUAUUGAACCUCUAUCCCGGACCCUGCUCCUGCUCCACCUCCUUCUCCUAUGUUCCACCAGGUAUGUAAUGUGUAGAAUUGUAUUAUUUUAUGCUGCAUUGUUCGUUUCGAUUCGCUUUCUAUUAGUUAUAUCAUUGCUAUCGCCUUUUUAAAUUAUCUACUGUAGAAUAAAUCGAAGAUAAGUAUACCUGACUGUAAGAGAAAACUACAUAAUCUUGUGUUAUUGAAGAUAGAUAUACUCAACUCUUAUCACCGAUCAAGAUAAAGUGCAUUGUGAAACAGUGAAGACAUUUUUUGUUUACUGUUUUGUUAGUUUAAUAUUCUUCCACUUUAUGCAGAAGCAGUAGAAACUGAAACUAAGCAUAAAUUGCUGAAAAGUAUCAGGAAAAUACUAAAAACUACCCAUUACUGAUAGUGACAGCUAGUAUUUGAAAGCUAGUAGAACUGAAAAGUAUUGUACUGGAAGCAAAAAUAUAUAUCACAACAAAGCUUAGUUUAAAUUCCAAUUCCUACGAAUGAACAUGUUCCAACAACAGACAAAAAACACAUACAGACAAAUACAUAACAAAACCAAUCAGUUUCCGAUGUGCCUGUUGAACAACAUUUCGAAGAACCAUCGGAUUGUGGGACGACGACAACAAUAAACCGAACGCGGCGGCAGCAAUCCAAAAACACAGCUCAGUUGCGACACUAAAUGCAUUGACAACACUAUACAACACAUACAUACGCAUAUACAAAUUGCAAUUGAAAGGGUGAGUAAUGUAGUAUAAAUUACAAUUAUGUAGUAGGUACCUAACGUAACACUAUUGUUUCCUUCGGAUGAAGAACAGUAAUUAGGGAGAACAAACAGUAAGCAUUAAAUCGAGAACAUACAACACACAAACACACAUACAACAUCUUCUAUACUAGUUUAUGACGUAUAGUGAUACAGCAACAAAUGAAUAAUCUUGUAAGAUAAAUAAUAA
Aedes aegypti (yellow fever mosquito) is the source of this 2519-nucleotide messenger RNA. It is a transcript of the gene Pp4-19C, whose product is annotated as serine/threonine-protein phosphatase 4 catalytic subunit. The coding region runs from base 452 to 1375 and encodes 307 amino acids. The record is from RefSeq and is a predicted model, not a curated record. The transcript has 4 exons. Gene Ontology annotation, molecular function: protein serine/threonine phosphatase activity. Gene Ontology annotation, biological process: double-strand break repair via homologous recombination; peptidyl-serine dephosphorylation. Gene Ontology annotation, cellular component: cytoplasm; nucleus. Lineage: Eukaryota; Metazoa; Arthropoda; Insecta; Diptera; Culicidae.